UUCUCCGACUGUUCCGGCAGGAGUGCGUCUAGCUGACGCUUAUAUCAAACUGUUUGGCCUCUCGCCUGCACCGCGCAUCGCGGGCACUCCAAGUGCGCAAGCGCGACGCCAGAUCCGCGAGGGUUGCUCGGGCGGGAAAGCCAAGGCCGUGGUCGCGGAUCAUGGGCAGGUUCCCCGAGGCCGUCGCCCUGCACAGGUGCACAUCGAGGGGGGUCCGGUGUGGAUCCCCGCAGGACACCGCUUCGCUGGUCUCCCAAGGGCGCAGCGCGACGGCCGGGCAAUUGAGAGUACCCAUGGAGGGGGGGUCAAGCUCGAAUGUUUCGCGUGACCCAGCUCCGACCGACCUCUCGGGGGGCGCAGGAGAAGUGGCAGCGGCUGCGUAAUUGGCACUUUCUUCUCUAACGCAUCUCACAACUGCGGGCGACACAACAACGUGACACAUAGACCCGCCUAGUUUCAAAGGCAGGUACAUGCAACGAAACGGAGUCAGGGAAAGAGGCAGAGAGAGAGAGAGAUCCGAGAGACAACAAGAAAAUGAAAGUGAGAGAGAGAGAGAGGCGGGCGCUGUGUGUAGACCGUCCCCUAGGCACAUCUGGCCAGCGACGGCACAUAAGAGAGCCUCAGAAGGUGCGAGAAGAGAGAGAGAGAGACGGAAGAGCCCGCGCAUGAGUACAUCUGCCAGGCUUCGCCGGCGGCACUCGCACCAUUCAAAUUCGCGGACCCCGCAAAGUGGGAUAGUGCACUGAAAAUGUUUGAGCUACGUGACAGACUGCAGGUGGUGUAAACAAAGCCUUGUAAGCUGUGCGAUGUCUUGCGAGGUGUGCGGUGCAAGCUGCGAGCCCCUCCCCCAAUCGGGCCACUGUGCUGGAACACGCCGCACGUUCCUGAAUCGGGUUGCUCGGCUGAGAUUGCCCUCGGAGGAGCGGACCGCAGCGCCCUGCGAGACGACUCCGAAGGACGCCGCCGCCUCUGAGGCCGUCGGAGACCUUCUCCACCCUGACUCGGACUCGGACUCGGACUCGGCUCCGCGCGCGUGGCGCCUUGAAGGAGCGGCGGAGGGGGGCGCCGAGGCGCCAGCUUGGAAGAAGUUGACAAACAAACGCGUGCAUGUAAAAAUUAGGCACGGGAAGCGUCAGGAGGAGGAGGAGGAGGAGGAGGAGGAGGAGGGAGGAGGAGGAGGAGGAGGAGGAGGAGGAGGGGAAGAAGGGACGGGCGGCAACAUCACUUCUCCACACUGGCCGCCUCCAACUCAGGAUCGACCGCCUCCAACAUCGGAUCGGCCUCUUCGUCCGCGCUCGAGCCUGCCCAACCCUGGCCGCCUCCAUCUCCAGAUCCACCGCUUUCUCCCCCUUCUUCGGCAUGGACAUCAAGUUAAAGGCGGAGAACGAUGCGACGCACAAGAUUGCCGUGGUCACCGUGAACGUGGUCGAGAUGCUGAAGUUCAUCAGGAGAGGCAACAGGACGAGAACGUUCAGAGGCAGCCGGUAGAUGUUGUAGAUUGUUGACCUCAUGUCUUCGGGCACGAUGUCGCCUUUCAGGGUGCCCAUCAUCGGGAAAUACAGUCCCACGCAGGCCUCGAACACGAGGAACGCGACGAAUCGGACCAUGACGUCCUGGAAGAGGAAGGCGACCAUAUGGCAUACGCCCGACACGAUCAUCACCAUCAACCCGAUCUGCUCCACAGAAAACGACCCCGAGAGGUAGGCGUACACGCGCGUUCCGAGCAGGCAGAAGAUCAUGAAGCCGCUGAAGAUGUGGCCGAAUGGCGGGACCGGCUGAUCGGGCUCCAUCAGGCACGGGGUCCAGUUGAACACGAAGAUGAACAUCGAGGACUCGAAGGAGCUACAGAUGAGGCCGCACAGCGUGAUCCUCCUGUCCGACAGGAUCGCGUCGAAGGCCCUCGAGAAAUUGCCUCCCGCCUGCCCGCCGCUCUCGCCGUAGUUCUCUGACCAGCUGCUCGCGACGUAGAACAUGCAGAGCACGAGAACGACGUUGGCCAGAUCGAAGGGCGCGAUCCUCCGUAAUAAAAGCCGCCCCCGACCUCAGUGAGCGGAAGAAGAUUGGCGGCCACCUCGCCCAGCUGCCCGGCAGCGAUCGCCGCCACGCUGCUGCCAAAGUACGCCAGAGAGAACGUGCUGCCGAGCUGCUCGCCGCUGAACCCAUGCCGCUGCGACUCCGACACGAGCCAGGAGUCGAACACACUGAACAGCAGCGAGGUGGAGAUGCCGCCCAGAAUUCGGCCGACCAGCAGCAUACCAAAUGCGCCGAAAUGUUUGGUCGCACAGUGCGCGACUGUAUAAACCAUGCAAUACAGAAUGGUGAACUUGCGCCGCCCAAACUUGUCCGCGAAUGAGCCUACGACGGUGCCGAAGAAGGCGGAGGCACCAAACCCCGCGACGAACAGGUACCCGUUGUGCUCGCGGUCGAUGCCGUAGCCCUGGUACAGGGCGUAAACGAAAGGGCCCUGCAGCCAGUCUGCCAGCAUCGCGAGCAGAAACCCGGGCAGAUACAGCCGCUGGAAGCGGGCGAGCUCGUCCCUGCCCGUAAAGAGACCCCUGAUGCCGUCCAUCUGCUUGCUGUCCGUGCCAAUCACAGCGAUGGCCGCCCCCAGUCCCAGGAGGAUGCUUCCAUAUAUUAGUUGAUGCGGCAGCAUUCUGGUCGGCGAGUCGUGGUUACCCGCGGCCCCGCCGGAAAAACAGCUCCGACUCUGGGUCGCCCUCUUCGCGGCAGCUUCGAGCCACCACUGUAUUACCAGGAUGGCUGCCAGACUCUGUC
Prorocentrum cordatum is the source of this 2775-nucleotide messenger RNA. NCBI's taxonomy places the organism in Eukaryota, Dinophyceae, Prorocentrales, Prorocentraceae. The record is from the annotation of a GenBank genome assembly.